CUUUACAAACCCACCCUCCUCCCUGCGCCUCGGGUAGAAUCUACACCCGCUCGCGAGCGUCACCUCUUGCUCUCUACACCGCCGCCGCUUCCUCCCAUCUCCACCUCACUGUUUCCCUGCCCGUUCCCCAUCGCACCAUGCGCGCCACCCUUUUCAUUGCCGCCGUCGCCGCCGCCGUAGGUGGCGCCGGCACGAUCGUUGGUGCGUCGCCGUCCGGACCGGCGCAAGCAAGCCCUGCCGCCGCCGCGUUCGGCGGGUCGAUCGGGAACUACGUGCAGUGCGCACGCGCGCUGACCGCUAACUCGCCUUCGGCGUGCUGCACCAACACAUGGAUCGACGCCAGAAACCAGACUGACGUCGGGCAGCAGAGCGGCCUCAUCCUCAGCACCCAGUUCUGGGACGGCGGCGCGUCUGGCCAGGCGGACCUCGUACGCAGCACCUCCAUCCACGGCCUCUGGCCCGACCACUGCGAUGGGUCGUACCCGCAGUACUGCACUGCGCAGACCGGCAUCCCCGAGCGCACCGCCGCGCAGAUCGUGCAGAUUAUCAGCCAGAACGACCCGGCGCUGUUCGCGUACAUGCAAAAGUACUACCUCGGCACCCCCGACGCGCCGUCGUUCUGGGAGCACGAGUACAACAAGCACGGCACCUGCUACAGCACUCUCCGCGCAGAGUGCAACGCCCAUCUCACCCAGCCGGGCCUGAGCGUCGAGGACAGCGUGGUGCUCAACUACUUCCGCGAGAUUGUCAAGCGGUUCCAGCGCCACCCCACGUAUGACUGGCUCGCCCAGGCCGGAAUCACCCCGUCCGACAAGAAGACGUACAACCUGGCCGAAAUGCAAGCCGCCCUCAAGAGUGGUAGCGGCGCCACGCCGUACAUUGGCUGCACCUCCACCGGCGCGUUCGACGAGGUAUGGUACUUUAACUACGUCUACGGCCCCCUCAUCAACGGCUACUACGUCCCCACCGAGAGCACUUCCAAGAGCUCCUGCCCCGCAACCGGCAUCAAGUACCUCCCCAAGGUAUAA
Messenger RNA from Tilletiaria anomala UBC 951, 1028 nucleotides. Its product is annotated as ribonuclease T2. Gene Ontology annotation, molecular function: RNA binding; ribonuclease T2 activity. NCBI's taxonomy places the organism in Eukaryota, Fungi, Basidiomycota, Exobasidiomycetes, Georgefischeriales, Tilletiariaceae. Bases 138 to 1028 code for a protein of 296 amino acids. Gene Ontology annotation, biological process: RNA catabolic process. The record is from RefSeq and is a predicted model, not a curated record. Gene Ontology annotation, cellular component: extracellular region. The transcript has 2 exons.